Spodoptera litura is the source of this 727-nucleotide messenger RNA. RefSeq names its product histidine triad nucleotide binding protein 1 (gene HINT1). The record is from RefSeq and is a predicted model, not a curated record. NCBI's taxonomy places the organism in Eukaryota, Metazoa, Arthropoda, Insecta, Lepidoptera, Noctuidae. Gene Ontology annotation, molecular function: catalytic activity.
AUGACAUUUGACAUAAUGUAAAACUUGUGUUCUCCUGCCUGAUUUUUCUCACACAAUUUCACGAAACAAAAAUGGCUAACCGUGAGGUUGAAAAGGCCCAACAUGCCCAUCCUGAGGGUGAAACUCUAUUCGAGAAGAUAAUAAACAAGGAAAUACCUGCGGAAUUCGUUUAUGAAGACGAACAGUGUGUGGUCUUCCACGAUGUGAAUCCUCAAGCUCCGACCCACCUUUUAGUGGUUCCAAGGAAACCUAUCCCUCAGCUCUCCAAGGCUGACGACGGCGAUCAAGACUUAUUAGGACAUCUGUUAAUCACUGCCCGGAAUGUAGCUUUAGGAAAAGGUUUUGACAGAACUGGAUUCCGUUUAGUUAUCAAUGAUGGCAGACAUGGAGCACAGAGUGUCUAUCACUUGCAUGUGCAUAUUCUGGCAGGCCGCCAGAUGAAAUGGCCCCCUGGCUAAAACUAUAAUUACAAAACCCAUUUUCUAUUAAAAUAUGGGGUAUUUUAGCCUAUGUUUUUAACUGUUCCACGCUGAUAUUGCCGGCCGUAUUAGAGCUAAAUUGCCCAUUCAAGGGUAUCAUAAGUACUAUAUCUGUAAACCUAGGCAAACACUACUUCAUAUUUUUUUUAAUUGGGUGGUAUGAUUGUUUUGCUAAUUAUUUGCUUUCAUUUCAAUAUUAUUGCUAUAACGAAUGUUAACAGAUAAAUAAAAAAAGGGUUUCAAGGUGA